AUGCUUGGUCCCUACUUCGCCUUUGCCUGUUGUAGGGGAGACCAACGGCCUUGGGACAAUUGGGUACCCGAGAGCAGUUAUCGCCAACGCCAAAGGAAAGAAGGAGGUACAAGGAAGAAGGUCCCCGGCGCCCCUUCUCUCCCCAUAUAUAGGGAAUACAAAUCAAUUGAUCCCCGCUAUUGCAACCACCAAAGGUCAAAAGAGCAAAAAUCCGCCCGGUCAAGCCUUCACCCGGGUUACAAUGAUCCUUCUGGAGCGACAUUCUUGGAUGACGACUUGGGCAGGUAUUACGAGCAAUUCUUGAGAGGUCGACUGGUUUGGGUAUAUGUUGUCGGAAUAGAACAUCACGAACUGGUCGAAAAACACCAGGAUGAUAUAUCUAGUUCCAAACGGUUGAAUGUGGGAGGGGACCAACCGCAAAAUGAGCAUGGUGGUGAUUGA
This is a messenger RNA of Pyricularia oryzae 70-15, 441 nucleotides long. RefSeq lists its product as uncharacterized. The coding region runs from base 1 to 441 and encodes 146 amino acids. The transcript has 2 exons. Lineage: Eukaryota; Fungi; Ascomycota; Sordariomycetes; Magnaporthales; Pyriculariaceae. The record is from RefSeq and is a predicted model, not a curated record.